UUUAAUUUUUUCUGUGUUUACUCUAGUAAAUUUUUUGAUUUCGCUACUGAAUUAGACUUCGGAUAUAAAGGUUCUGGCUUCCAUGCACACAAAAAUCAAGUUACUAUUAAAAUAGCAUUGAGAUUGACAUAUGCACUGAGAUUAUCCCAAUGUACGGAAUUACUCGCAUCCUAAACUUCUACAGUAGUCUUCUAUCAACAUACAAUGUUCAGAUCAAUAAGGCCUUUAUCGGAAUAUUGUGCAUAAUACCGUCUGUGUAUAUGUGGCGUUCCGAUCCGUCAUUCGUAUAAUAAGCCAAAGUUUAUAAAUUGGAGUUCCUUAAUUCCUCUGUCAAUUUCUGCUAUGGUUGUUGUCUGCAAUGUUUUUGCCCUGAAUCUAUUGUUGCUUUAUGGUUUUGUGGUAUCCUGCACUUUGAGCAUGCAGUUAAAGGACUUAAAAAAUGAUGCUCAAUCAUAUGGUAUUCGCGAAACUCGUCAAGCUCCAAAUGGUGUUUGUCUUGAAAAAAUCGAAAAUGGAUCAUAUAUUGGCAUGGCUCCACAUCCUGAUGGGUCUAACCGCGUAUUUUUGUGGAAUCAACAAGGUAAAGUAUGGAUUGCCAAUGUUCCUGAGGAUGGAUCUAAUGGAGUGUUGGAAAUUGAUGAAUCGAAGCCCUUUCUAGAUAUAACUGAUCACGUGCUUUUUGGUUUGCAAUUCGGGGUAAUGGGAAUGGAGUUCCAUCCUAAUUUUGUAAGUAAUGGUCGUUUCUUUGUUUCGUACCACUGUGAUAAGUUGCGACACUCAGGAUGUUUAGGUAGAUGCUCGUGUAACUCGGAAAUUGAUUGUGAUCCAGCAACACUUCCGAUAGACAGUGGCAUUGCACCAUGCCAGUAUCAAAUUGUAGUAGCAGAGUUCACAGCAAAUGCUACUGCAACAACACCUUUCUUGGUAGAAAGUUCUAAGACAUUGGAAGUGAAGAGGAUAUUUACAAUGGGACUACCACAUAAGGGAGUUUAUGGAGGACAGAUUCUUUUCGGCCCUGCAGAUGGAUUUUUGUAUGUUAUGACUGGUAGUGGUACACAGCGAGGGGACCCUUACAAUUUUGCACAAAACAAAAGAUCGUUGCUCGGAAAGAUCUUGAGGAUUGAUGUGGAUCAAAGAAACGAAGUGCAUGAUCGAGGGCUUUGGGGAAAUUACUCUAUACCAAGAGAUAAUCCGUACAGCACUGACAAGCAAUUAGCGCCUGAAGUUUGGGCUUUAGGUCUUAGAAAUCCAUGGCGAUGUAGUUUCGAUUCAGAAAGGCCUUCCUACUUCAUGUGUGGAGAUUCUGGUCAGGACAUGUAUGAAGAGAUAGAUAUGAUAACAAAAGGUGGAAACUAUGGAUGGCCCGUCUACGAAGGCCCUUAUCUCUUCAAACCAGCAAAUGCCCAAGAAGGAAGCACUUCUUAUUCUAGCUCCAACAGUCUCAUAUUCCCGGUCAUGGGAUACAACCACUCUGAAACUUAUAAGACAAUUGGUUCCGCGUUUAUAAUUGGUGGAUACUUCUAUAGGUCUCAAACUGAUCCUUGUCUGUAUGGAAGGUACUUGUACAUAGACUUAUAUCCAGAUGGAAUAUGGUCAGGUACUGAAAAUAGUAGAAACUUUACAAGUUCAAAAACACCAUACAGGUGUGCGCGUGAUUCUCCAAUACAUUGUGAAUCAAUUGCAGAGGAUGUUAUGCCUGCUAUAGGAUGCGUUUUGUCUUUUGGGGAAGACAAUAGAAAAGAUAUUCAUAUGCUAACAACCACUGGCGUUUACAGAGUUACACGUCCGAGUAGGUGUAACUACCAUUGUCCUAAAGAAAGAAGCGUAGCAAGUAAACCAGGUCCUUCUGUUUCCAUGUCUAGGAAAUUAUGGGAGAGGGAAGAACACUAUACUCUUCUAAUUUCUUCUAUGUUGAUGCUUUUGUUGAAUUUUGUAUAAUGGGAUAUGCAAACUUGUUAUCAUUAAGAAUUACUCAAUUAUUAGUAAAUGUUGUAUUUCUUCUCCAUAAAUUGGGCAUAAGAUCAGAAGAAUUGAACCAAAAUUAU
Solanum pennellii is the source of this 2045-nucleotide messenger RNA. RefSeq names its product HIPL1 protein-like. The transcript is spliced from 6 exons. Bases 343 to 1938 code for a protein of 531 amino acids. Lineage: Eukaryota; Viridiplantae; Streptophyta; Magnoliopsida; Solanales; Solanaceae. The record is from RefSeq and is a predicted model, not a curated record.